Molecule: messenger RNA, 876 nt
Organism: Penicillium hordei
Lineage: Eukaryota; Fungi; Ascomycota; Eurotiomycetes; Eurotiales; Aspergillaceae
Product: alpha/beta hydrolase
Exons: 6
Coding region: 1-876 (291 amino acids)
Molecular function (GO): hydrolase activity
Source: RefSeq, a predicted model, not a curated record
AUGGAACCACCUCUUUCGCCAACAUGGCUCCAAAUUGAGCAAACCAUUGGCCAGAGGCCACAAUUCACAGGAGACGCAUUGUCUAUAAGACAGCAAUACAAGUCAUUUGCAGACCAAGCCAAUAGUUCAUGUACGAAGUCCGCAAACCUCAGUAUUGAGGAUAUAAAAAUCUUGCCUCAUUUGACAGCUAGGGUGUACCUUCCUAUGAAGUCGGAAGGAAGCCAGCCACUGCCCGUUGGCGUUUAUUUCCACGGCGGUGGAUGGUGCUGUGGUGACUUGGACACCGAAGACCCUUUCUGCCAACUCGUUGCUGAACACUUACCUUGUGCCAUUGUCUCGGUGGAGUAUCGUUUGGCACUUGAGCACAAAAGUCCAACUCAGCUUGAGGAUGUCCUUGAAGGCUGGAACUGGGUAAAAUCACAUUUCAAGGCUUGUUCCGACCAUGCUAAUAGAUUCCACGCAUUCAGAAACUCUUCAAAGCUGAACGGAGAUAUCCAAAAAUACUUUGUCAUCGGGCAAAGUGCUGGAGCCCACCUAGCCCUUACUUUGGCAAACAAGCUUGUGAACUUGAAUCGCCAGGGCGAGGUCCGUGGUAUAGCAGCUUUGUAUGUCGAUAAGUAUCGAUCAUUCAAGGAUUACGCAAAUGCGCCAAUGAAUUCAGCCCGUGCUAUGAUCGAGUUCUUUGCCGUUUGCAAUGUUGAUCCCAUUCGCGAUGACGGUUUAAUCAUUCAUGACGUUUUGAAUAAGGCCGGGGUUCCAACAAGGAUUAACCACUAUGAUGGGCUACCUCACGUUUUCUGGGCUUUGGGAUGCCCUACGCCAAGUGGAACCUUCCUGAGUGAUGUAAUUGAUGGCAUUAACUUUGCGAUCAGUUGA